Chaetomium globosum CBS 148.51 is the source of this 450-nucleotide messenger RNA. RefSeq names its product putative mitochondrial 54S ribosomal protein MNP1. The coding region runs from base 1 to 450 and encodes 149 amino acids. Gene Ontology annotation, cellular component: ribosome. NCBI's taxonomy places the organism in Eukaryota, Fungi, Ascomycota, Sordariomycetes, Sordariales, Chaetomiaceae. Gene Ontology annotation, biological process: translation. The transcript has 2 exons. The record is from RefSeq and is a predicted model, not a curated record. Gene Ontology annotation, molecular function: structural constituent of ribosome.
AUGUCGCGGAGGUACAACUCGACCGAGGCUGCCCCCGCCGCCACCAACCCCAAGAUCUCAGCUAUCGUCGACCAGAUUAGCCAAUUGACGCUGUUGGAGACGGCGGACCUCGUUUCGAGCUUGAAGACCCGUCUCAACAUCCCCGACCUCCCCGUCGGCGGUUUCGCCGCUGCCCCCGCCGGCCCCGCAGCCGCGCCAGUCGAGGAGGAGGAGGCAGCGCCCGCGGCGGCCGAGAAGACGCUUUUCACCGUGAAGCUGCAGUCGUUCGAGGCCGGGUCCAAGCCCAAGGUCAUCAAGGAGAUCAAGAACCUGCUGGGUCUCAGCUUAGUAGACUCCAAGAAGUUCGUCGAGAGCGCGCCCAAGCUCAUGAAGGAGUCCGUACCGAAGGACGAGGCCGAAAAGAUCCUGGCGACGAUGAAGGAGCUGGGCGCUGUGGUUGUCAUCGAGUAG